AUGUAUGGUUCAGAGAUGAACAAGCCUUCAGCAAUGGCCCCACCAUCUCUUGGCCAGAGUGGGAGCCCGGCACUGUCCUCUCGGUCCCCUAAGAAGACCACCUUUCCGUCUUUGGGAUCUGUAUCAUCAGGGAUGUUUUCCCCCUCACUUGCCAAACGCUCCACUCAUGAAGCCAAGCACACCUCAAGCCCCGUGAACUCUCCCACCCAUUCCAUCAUGAGCUCCCCCAAACUUUGGCAGAAAGCAUCUGUCUCCAGACUCGCUGAGGAGUUUUUCUGGAUUGGUGGCAGUGUGGUGGCACAACCCAAAUGGAGGUUGGGUCAAAUAGUGGAGAGGUGCAUGUGCACCAUGCAGACUGGCACUCAGAUGACCAAACUGAAGGGGAAGAAGAAAGGGCUGGUCCGUUUUUUCUACCUGGAUGAACACAAGUCCUGCAUCCGAUGGCGGCCUUCAAAAAAACACGACAAGGCCAAAAUAUCCAUUGAUUCUAUUCAUGAGGUUUGUGAGGGGAAGAAAUCGGAGAUCUUCCGACGUUAUGCUGAAAACCGCUUCGACCCAAACUGUUGUUUCAGUAUUUACCACGGGGAUCGAGUCAAGUCUCUGGACCUGGUCUCCAAUAAUGCAGAGGAUGUGCGCACUUGGAUCAACGGCCUGAAGUACCUCAUGGCUGGGAUCAGUGAUGAAGACAGUCUAGCCCGCAGACAACGCACCCGGGAUCAAUGGCUGCAGCAGACAUUCUCUGAGGCAGACAAAAAUGGAGAUGGUACCUUGAGCAUUGGGGAGGUUCAUCAGCUGCUCCAUAAGCUUAAUGUGAAUUUACCCAAGCAGAAAGUCAAGGACAUGUUUCAGGAAGCAGACACAGAUGAGAUCCAGGGUUCUCUGGGCUUUGACGAAUUUUGCUUCUUCUACAAGAUGAUUUCCACACGCAGGGACCUCUACCUGAUUAUGAUCUCCUACAGCAAUCAGAAAGAAGUACUGGAUCUACACGACCUUGCGUGUUUUCUGGAAAAUGAACAGAAGAUGCGUGGUCUGACCAGAGAGCAUCUAGCUGACAUUGUGGCUAAGUUUGAACCUUGUCCUGAGAACCUGCAGCAUAUGGUGCUGGGUAUAGACGGUUUCACCAACUACAUGCGAAGUCCUGCAGGCGACAUCUUUAAUCCCGAGCACAAUCAGGUGAACCAGGACAUGACGCAGCCUCUCACUAAUUACUUUAUUGCCACGUCACACAACACCUACCUGACUGGAGACCAGCUGCUCUCUCAGUCAAGGGUGGAAAUGUAUGCCUAUGUCCUGCAGGCAGGCUGUCGCUGUGUGGAGGUGGACUGCUGGGAUGGACCAGACGGAGAACCAAUCAUUCACCACGGCUACACUUUGACAUCCAAAAUUCUUUUCAAAGACGUCAUUGAAACAAUUAACAAAUAUGCCUUCACUAAGUCACCGUACCCUGUUAUCCUGUCCAUAGAGAACCACUGCACUGUGCCCCAGCAGAAAAAGAUGGCUAGAUAUCUAAAAGAGGUGCUGCAGGAUAAACUGGAUCUGACUAAUGUCAGUGUGCAUGAAUGUAAGAAGCUGCCUUCACCUGAGGUCCUGAAAGGGAAAAUCCUAGUCAAGGGGAAAAAACUUCCAGCAAACCUUGACCCUGAUGUAGAGGAAGGAGAUGUAUCAGAUGAAGACUCUGGGAAUGAGGAUGAGGAAUUAACAAACAGCUUUCAACUGUUUCAGGAUGGGAACGGUGUAGAAUCAACUAAUCAGCCCAAAAAGAAGAGACGCUUUGGCAGAUCGAUCAUAAGGAGCUUUAAAAGAAAGAGGAAAAAGAAAAUACGUGUAAAGAACAAGGCCAUGUCUGAUGGUGAAUCAGACAGCAGCCGGGAGAGAUCUCAGAUUGUUUACCACCCCAAAAAAAGGAAAACCAUGAGACUCUCCAGAGCGCUGUCAGACCUGGUCAAGUACACAAAAUCUGUCCGUGUGCAUGACAUAGAAACACAAGGUUUUUUGAGCAGCUGGCAGGUGUCAUCUCUGAACGAGACAGUAGUAAACCAGAUUUUACAGCUAAAACCUGGUGAGCUGGUGCGUUUCAAUCAGCGCCAGCUUCUGAGAGUCUACCCUUCAAACUUCAGAGUGGACUCCAGCAACUUUAACCCGCAGCCAUACUGGAACACAGGAUGCCAUAUGGUCGCAAUGAAUUACCAAACAGAAGGUCGCAUGCUUGAACUGAACAGAGCCAAGUUUUCAAGCAACGGAAACUGUGGAUAUAUUCUAAAGCCUAAAUGCAUGUGUAAAGCUGCCUUUAACCCAGUGAUGGAAGAUCCAUUACCAGGACACAGAAAAACUCAGUUGAUGCUAAAGAUCAUCAGUGGGCAACAGCUUCCAAAACCCAAAGACUCGAUGUUUGGAGACAGAGGAGAAAUUAUCGAUCCCUUCGUUGAAGUUGAGAUCAUCGGUCUGCCUGUUGAUUGCUCCAAACAGCAAACCAGAGUGGUUGAUGACAACGGCUUCAAUCCAAUGUGGGAGGAAACCCUUGUUUUCAGCAUCCAAAUGCCUCAGAUCGCUCUGGUAAGGUUCCAAGUCUGGGAUCAUGAUCCAAUUGGGAGAGAUUUCAUUGGACAGAGGACAGUUGCUUUCACCAGCAUGAUGCCAGGUUAUCGGCAUGUCUACCUGGAGGGAAUGGCAGAGUCAUCCAUCUUUGUUCAUGUUGGUAUUAAUGACAUGUCAGGAAAGAUCAAGCCUGCACAUGCUAUGCAUGCUGCUAGAAAACACAUUCAAAAGGCAGCUCAGAAGCACAUGAGGGGCAACCAAAGGCAUCCCUCCGUAGAUGUCUCUGUCAUGUCCUCCGAGGAUGGACGCUCUCUGUUUUUUCACAAGGAUCUAGACACCUUGUCUCAGGACAGCAGAAAUGGGGAAAUGUCUCCGGUUAUAAAAGGCCCAGCAGCUAAGGCCGCUUUCCACAAAGGGGUCAUGAGUGAGCCUGUGAGACGAGCCCACAGAGUUAAGAUCCAUGAACCACCAGAGACACGCAGAGGCCUCUUCCGCAAGAUGUCCUCCACAGAAUCCCACAACAGCACUGGGGCAGCUCCCUUUGUGAUAGAGGAAAGCUUUGAGCUGGACACCCCUCCGCAGGUUUCUUGUGCUGAGAUUCCUGCUCCUGAUUGCCAAACUCAAACUAAUCAAAAUGACUCUGAAACUAAAUCAGUGCAGCAAAACUGCACCGAGCAUUAUUCAGUGAAGCAAUUUGAACCUGAGCAGUCUGAGGUACAAGAGGAGCAGGUACCAGAGGAAGACAGUGAGGUUUUCAUUGAACCUGAACCUGAACACCAUCCAGAACCUCAGCCUGACUCUGUCCCACAAUCUCACACUCUGCCAGAGCCUGAAGCCAAAUUCUUUAACCUUAUCCCUCCGUCCUCCCCUGCCAGGGUCAGACGCACCUUAGAGGCUCCUCCAUCCAAUCUACAGACAACCAAGAUAAGGACGAAAGCCCGCUCACACAGCUGCCCCCGAAAACAGACCUCUUCUCCUCAGACGCCUGCAGUGACCAGGAGGCCUCCGCAUUACUGGCAUAUUCAGCAAGAGCAGAAACAUGAGGCGGAACGCAUUCCCAAUGGCCUCUGCCUGUCCGGCAGCUCAUCCAGCAACGGCAGCACCGACAGUCUGGAGUUUUUACCCAGCUACCAACCAGCCGGGUCAGAACAGAGAGAGGGAACCCUACAGAGGGAGAUGAAGGCCCUGUUCGAUCAGAGGAUGAAAGAGAUCCGCUGUAAAUCACCUCUCUUUUUUGAUGAUCAAGACUCUGACUGAUGAGCUCAAAGUCAUCAAUGUUCCCUCUAAAGAAGAGAAGACAACAGAUGUAGAGGCAUAAAGAAAUUCAGAAGACAAUAAAGCAGAAAUAGAAACUUCAUUUUUAGGUC
Molecule: messenger RNA, 3902 nt
Organism: Cyprinodon variegatus (sheepshead minnow)
Lineage: Eukaryota; Metazoa; Chordata; Actinopteri; Cyprinodontiformes; Cyprinodontidae
Gene: plch2b
Product: 1-phosphatidylinositol 4,5-bisphosphate phosphodiesterase eta-2-like
Exons: 21
Coding region: 1-3792 (1263 amino acids)
Biological process (GO): lipid metabolic process; phosphatidylinositol-mediated signaling
Molecular function (GO): calcium ion binding; phosphatidylinositol-4,5-bisphosphate phospholipase C activity
Source: RefSeq, a predicted model, not a curated record